Messenger RNA from Dioscorea cayenensis subsp. rotundata (Guinea yam), 905 nucleotides. RefSeq names its product transcription factor FER-LIKE IRON DEFICIENCY-INDUCED TRANSCRIPTION FACTOR-like. The coding region runs from base 28 to 897 and encodes 289 amino acids. The transcript is spliced from 3 exons. Lineage: Eukaryota; Viridiplantae; Streptophyta; Magnoliopsida; Dioscoreales; Dioscoreaceae. Gene Ontology annotation, cellular component: nucleus. The record is from RefSeq and is a predicted model, not a curated record. Gene Ontology annotation, molecular function: sequence-specific DNA binding; protein dimerization activity; DNA-binding transcription factor activity. Gene Ontology annotation, biological process: regulation of DNA-templated transcription.
UCAAACAUUAGCCCAAAAAAUACAGAAAUGGAAUGCACAUUAGAACAACAACAACAGCAACAACAAGAACAGCAGUUUGUGAUCAAUGAGUACUUUGAUCAUGAUCUUGCUGAUUUCAUGCUUUACAAUGGAGUGUUUGGUGAUCAUGGAGGCAUUAACUUUGACAUCGAUACAAUAACUCCGUCUACGACGACGAGCCAUAACUCGUUUGUUAUUUGCGAAACUCCCGGAGCCAAUGAGGAAGGAUACGAGGAAAAUCAUGGGGACUAUGAUUCCUCAGAGAUGAUAGAAAAGGUUGUGUCAAUGACAAGGCCGAAGAGAGACCGGUCUCGGACUCUUGUUUCGGAGAGACGAAGGAGAGGUCACAUGAAAGAGCAACUCUAUGAACUUCGAUCAUUGGUUCCUAAUAUCACUAAGAUGGAUAAAGCAUCAAUUAUUGCUGAUGCGGUGGUUUAUGUACAAGGUCUUCAAAGACAAACAAAAAAAUUAAAAGAAGAGAUUGCGAUUCUUGAGUCCUCAAAGAAAGAGGAAUUGAUGUUUCAAGCGGUUUUUAUGAAUAACACACAAAGUGAAGGAAGUGAAGUAAACGCUAAGACGAGAGGGAAAAUACUAAGAUUAAUUGCCGAUGAAGUUGGUGACCGGAGGAGUUUCUAUGUUGUUGUAGAAUGUAACAAGGGAAGUGGAUUUGCUUCUUGUUUAUAUAAUGCUAUUGAAUCCGUCGCUUGGUUUCGAUUAGAGAGCUCAAACUUUUCAAUAUCACCGGAGAAAUAUAAGCUCACUAUGAUCUUAAAUGUUGGAGAGUCAAGGGAGGAGAUGAACGCAUCCUCGGUGAAGUUAUGGAUUAUGGGUGCACUUCUUAAACAAGGUUUUGAGUUCGAAUUAAUGGCUAUUACAUAAAUUUAGCA